This is a messenger RNA of Paramuricea clavata, 4464 nucleotides long. The record is from the annotation of a GenBank genome assembly. NCBI's taxonomy places the organism in Eukaryota, Metazoa, Cnidaria, Anthozoa, Malacalcyonacea, Plexauridae.
AUGUCAUCAAUUGAAGAAGAAGGUUCAGAUUUACUCGGCGAUUUAGGGGUAAGUAAUAUACAAUUUGUAAAACGCAAAAAAACAGAGAUACAAAAAGAAACAGAUUUUGAUGGAACAAGAAUUUUGGCCUUUUUCACAUUCCUGACCAGAGAUUUCUAUAUGAACGACGAGUUUUAGCAUUGUCGUCCGAAUGCGAAUUGAUUAAACCUGCAGGGAAUUUUUUAUUAUAUUUUCACUUUUCACUGGACGACACAUCUUGCUUGAACGGAAAAAAGUUUUUCAAUAAAUAAUUUCAAUGUCCAAUGACGAUUUUGUUAUCUAACUGUCUUUGCUAAAUGCAUGCUAAUAUCUUUAUAUAUUUUCAUUAACUUUUUUACAAUAGCAUUAUAGGACGUCUUCUCGCUUUUUAAAUAAAUCAUAUUUGGCCAUUUCUCACAUGCAUGCAUGCAACCUGCUUACAACUUGAGUUGCACUCAAAUCAAGCACACAAUACAACAGACAAGAAUGUGUCCACAGAUCAAUGUAUGUCAGGUAUAAAUAUAUCUAACAACUGUAUUCGUUUUCAAUUGAAUAACCAGAAUAUUGAAAUAACAGGUCUGUCAAAGCUAAAUCCUUUGCGCAUAAAGAAACUUCCAGUGCGAUCACGAUAUGCAUUAUUUCAUAACGUCUGCACACAAAAGCAUGUUACCGACUUUACUACCACUGGUUGCCAAUUUAACACGUCACUGUGACCGUGAACCCAGUACAACUCAAGUUGUAAGCAGGUUCAGUGCAUGCGACAGUUUUUAGGAAAAGGUUGCGUAGUGUAUAUAAAAUCUGCGUUAAAUCGGCAAACUUCCCAACAGCUUGUUUAUGAAUGUGGAAAUAUUUCCACUACGUACGAGACAGGGUGGCGAACGCCCCUUUGAAAAACCAUGGAAAUUCGGGCAAAUGCUAGGAAAAAUCAAGAAAAUUCGGGCGGAUCUAUCAGAAAACAGAAUGUUAAAAUCAGGUUAUUUCAUUAUAAUUCUCCAUAAAAAUUCGGGCAAACUUUCAACUGACCCCCCCCCCGAAAAACAUCAAUCCUAUGAAUAUUUCUUUAGAAAUCUUGUCUGAAUCAGUACAAUUCUAUGUACUGUGUAAGACUGUAGUUCAGUUUGAAUUAAACAGACGUGCGUGAAAUAAUAAACUAAAACAGCAGGUUGAAUUUUAACCAAGGGUUAGCACUAAUUCAGGUUUGAAGCCUGGUUCACCCAUGGCUUGUCGAAGGGAAGAUGGCUAUGAAACUCAUUAGAAUAACAAUAUAACUCAUUAUCCAUGUUAGUCACAAAUCUGGUCCUUCACCGUCACGUGCGCAUUGUAUUUUUGUCCAACUAACCAAUAACAAUGUUUUUUAAAAGUUACUGGUGACUCGAACAAUAAGGUACGUAAAUUGGAAAUUCCUAUUGGUGGAUUUAGCAAAAAUACAAAACAAACGUGACGGUGAAGGACCAUAUUUAUGAAUAAACGUUGACUAACCGGAUAUUGAGUUAUAUAGUGUUAUUCUGAUGAGUUUCACAGCCAUCUUCCCUUUGAUAAGCUAUGGUUGACCCAUAGUCUAUCGAAGGGAAGAUGGCUGUGAAACUCAUUAGAAUAACACAUUAUCUAUGUUAGUCAACGUUUAUUCAUAAAUCUGGCCUUUCACCGUCACGUGUGUAUUGUAUUUUUACCAAAUCUACCAAUAGGGGGGAGGGGGAAUAGCAAUUUCCAAUUUCCCUAUUGUUUGAGUCACGGAUAAGUGACUUUCCUAAAAUAUUGCCAUUGGUUUGUUGGGCAAAAAUACAACACACACGUGACGGGGAAAGACCAGGUUUAUGAAUAAAUGUUGACCAACAUAGAUAACGAGUUAUAUUGUUGUUCUGAUGAGUUUCACAGCCAUCUUUCCUUCGAUAAGCUAUAGUUCACCGCACUAGCUGUUUUGUCGGUGAUUUUUUUCCUCCUGGCAAAUGUGAUCGAAUGAAUGACAUGCAAAAGACUUGGAAUUGUUUGCUUCUGAAAAGCGACUCUAUACUUUUGUGUGCGAGUUCACUCAUUUGCAUGCAUCCGUCAGAAACAUAAAAUGGUGAACUAGGUUUGAACAACCGACGCCUGAGCAAUUUCCUAGUCAACCUAGAAAUAAUCCUAUUUUGGUAACUUAAUAUUCCUGGUUAGAUUUCCUGGUUAUCUUAUCUCACUUCCUCUCAUAGUUACCAGGAAUCUAGAUCUGGUUAUAUUUGACCUGACCUCGAUGUGCUGGGAGGAGCCCCCUGGUUAUUUAUCCACCUAAAUCAGUAACCAGGAAUUUUGACCACCAAGUCCUGGCCAAAAUUCCUGCUCGCCGAAUAACCAGACUGUAUGGUACGAAGUGAAAUAAAAUAAUCAGGAAGUUUAAGCUGGAAUAUUAAGUUAACCCAAUGGACCUAUUCCCUAAUGACCAAAAUUUUCAGUCUACGGACAAGUCUAGACAACAAUUUCAUCACAGCUUGAAAGAGCAUCACAAAAUUAGUAAGAUUCCAAAGUUUCGUUGCGAAAUGUUGUAGAAUGCAGAUAAUAUAGCCCUGCAAAUUUUCCCGUUUUUCAGUCAUUUUGUAUUAUACGCAAGGGAAAUUGAUAUCGCCGUUUCUGAAAAAAGAAAAGUAUAAACUACCUAUACUCAUGAUAUAGGAAUAUGUGGGAGAAAGAAAUGAAACAGGAGAGAGACAUGGUGUUGGAAAAGCACAAUUGAAGAAUGGCGAUAUAUAUGAUGGUCAUUACAAGUAUGGCAAAAGAGAUGGACCGGUGAGUAACCUGCCCGAAAAUCAAGGAAAAGCAUUGCACGAGAUACAGUCUGUGUUUCGUUUUCUACUCUGAGUAACAUUUCCGCUGCAGAUUGAGAGAGAUUACAACUAUCUGAAAAAUACAAGCAGAACUUCCACGUUUCGAGCGAAGGCCCUUCGUCUGGAAGUCGAAGUGAAAAUUGAGAUGGAUCCCUAUUCAACUGCCUGAAAAAUACAAGUAAACCUUCGACGUUUCGAGCGAAGGCCCUUCGUCGGAUCAAGUUAGGGGCCGACUAAGAGUCUUCGAAACGUUGAAGGUUUACUUGUAUUUUUCAGGUAGUUGAAUAGGGAUCCAUCUCAAUUUCCUGGUGUUUUUGUCACUAUAUACUUACGCUGGCACAGAUCGUUCGAGAAAGUCGAAGUUCUGCUUGUAUUUUUCACUUUUCAGCUUGUAUCUCUCUCAAUCCGUAGUUGUUUUGUCACCGUCCCACCUACACUGGUCCAACAUUACCAUGUCUCACUGUUUAGGCAUCAACAUUACCAUGUCUCACUGUUUAGGCAUCAACAUUACCAUGUCUCACUCUUUAGGCAUCAACAUUACCAUGUCUCACUCUUUAGGCGUCAACAUUACCAUAUCUCACUGUUUAUGCAUCAACAUUACCAUGUCCCACUGUUUAGGCGUCAACAUUACCAUGUCUUACUGUUUAAGCGUCAACAUUACCAUGUCUUACUGUUUAGGCGUCAACAUUACCAUGUCUCACUCUUUAGGCGUCAACAUUACCAUGUCUCACUGUUUAGGCGUCCACAUUACCAUGUCUCACUCUUUAGACGUCAAUAUUACCAUAUGUCUCACUGUUUAUGCAUCAACAUUACCAUGUCUCACUGUUUAGGCGUCAACAUUACCAUGUCUCACUGUUUAGGCGUCAACAUUACCAUAUGUCUCACUGUUUAUGCAUCAACAUUACCAUGUCUCACUGUUUAGGCGUCAACAUUACCAUGUCUCACUGUUUAUGCAUCAUUAACAUUACCAUGUCUCACUGUUUAGGCGUCAACAUUACCAUAUGUCUCACUGUUUAUGCAUCAACAUUACCAUGUCUCACUGUUUAGGCGUCAACAUUACCAUGUCUCACUGUUUAUGCAUCAUUAACAUUACCAUGUCUCACUGUUUAGGCGUCAACAUUACCAUAUGUCUCACUGUUUAUGCAUCAACAUUACCAUGUCUCACUGUUUAGGCGUCAACAUUACCAUGUCUCACUGUUUAUGCAUCAUUAACAUUACCAUGUCUCACUGUUUAGGCGUCAACAUUACCAUAUGUCUCACUGUUUAUGCAUCAACAUUACCAUGUCUCACUGUUUAGGCGUCAACAUUACCAUGUCUCACUGUUUAUGCAUCAUCAUGUCUCACUGUUUAGCGUCAACAUUACCAUAUGUCUCACUGUUUAUGCAUCAACAUUACCAUGUCUCACUGUUUAGGCGUCAACAUUACCAUGUCUCACUGUUUAUGCAUCAUUAACAUUACCAUGUCUCACUGUUUAGGCGUCAACAUUACCAUAUGUCUCACUGUUUAUGCAUCAACAUUACCAUGUCUCACUGUUUAUGCAUCAACAUUACCAUGUCUCACUGUUUAGGCAUCAACAUUACCAUGUCUCACUGUUUAUGCAUCAACAUUACCAUGUCUCACUGUUUAUGCAUCAACAUUACCAUGUCUCACG